UAAGUAUUUCGCUACAAAUGUCUAGUGUUCAAACUUCCUCCCAAAGUAAUUCAUCUGCCUCUGAUAUGGAAAGUGUUUACAAGUGGGUUGCUUCAUUAACCAAUGUAGAAACCCGGGAAAGUGCACUCCUUGAAUUAUGUAAAAAAAGAGAGUCGGUACCUGAACUUGCUCCACUUCUGUGGCAUUCCUGUGGCUCUAUUGCUGCGUUGCUGCAAGAAAUAUGUGCUAUUUAUCCUUACAUCAAUCCACCAAAUUUAAGCGCACACCAAUCUAAUCGUGUAUGCAACGCGUUGGCUCUUCUGCAAUGUUUAGCUUCCCACCCGGAAACCAGAAAUGAAUUUUUGAAAGCUAACAUACCUCUUUAUUUGUACACAUUUUUGAACACAAAUAAUCGAACACGCCCAUUCGAAUAUCUAAGGUUAACAAGCCUAGGAGUAAUUGGUGCACUUGUUAAGACUGACGAACCAGAAGUUAUAGCCUUCUUACUUGGUUCAGAAAUUAUACCUCUUUGUCUAGUAAUUAUGGAGUCAGGAAGUGAACUGAGCAAGACUGUAGCUACUUUCAUUAUGCAGAAACUGUUGUUGGAUGAAGUAGGCCUAGCGUAUAUCUGUCAGACUUAUGAACGAUUUGCACAUGUAGCUACUGUUUUGGACAAAAUGGUGAUCCAUUUGGCGAGGGAGCAGUCGUUACGUCUUUUAAAACAUGUAAUACGAUGUUACUUACGUCUUUCAGAUGACUCACGAGCUCGUGAUGCUCUUCGAACAUGUUUGCCGCAACAACUUGUAGACGGCACAUUUAGUAGUUUGUUAGAGAACGACGUCGCUACUAGACGAUGGCUUACACAAUUAAUUCGCCAGUUAUCUGUUCGUGCAGUUGGUUCUGCGGCUACAUCUAGCACUCCUGCUUCUAGUGUUAGCUCGGUUGAUGUUAAUACACUGAAUACCACAAAUGCCAUUCGAGCUGCUCUUAAAACAAGUACUAUUGCUUCUUCAGUAGUAACCACAGUAUCUACUGUAAGUUCCCCUGGACCGACAGUUUCAAACAUUACAGGUGCCCCGAGUAGUACAUCAGGUGCCCAAGUGUCCACAUCUGGUCCUGUGUCUUCCAGCUCAGGUUUAGAUCCUGCAGCAUCUUCAAGUAACUGAAAUACCGUCACACUAGCCUACUCUUUAGAAAGCCGUGCAUAUUUUAUUUGAGAUAUGCUUAGUCUUAUUAUAUGUACAUAAUUCUUUCUGAUUUUCCUCCAACCGAAACUUUUUUAUUCCUACUUCUUUGGUCUAAUCAGAUGCAGUGAAAAUCUUCAGAAA
Molecule: messenger RNA, 1307 nt
Organism: Schistosoma bovis
Lineage: Eukaryota; Metazoa; Platyhelminthes; Trematoda; Strigeidida; Schistosomatidae
Source: the annotation of a GenBank genome assembly